UAGUCGCCUGGUUGUGAAGUAAUAACCAGGCUGAGGCUAAAAAACUAAGAUUCCCAUCGUACUGCCUAGACUGUACAUACAAGCUAAUGCCUAGGAAUUAAAGACACUACUCGCAAACAAGUCGUUAGUCGCCUGUAGAACUUCAAAAGCACUGAAGAGGAUAAUUUACCACCCUAAAGCGCCGAGAAAAGAAUAUUUUCAUCCCAUACUAACUGCUAAGUCUCUUUCACAGAGGUUUUUAUUAAUUACACGCAAUGGGAAACGGAAUGAACAAGAUCUUACCUGGUUUAUAUAUUGGAAAUAUUAAAGAUGCCCGGGACAGAGAACAACUAGGCAAGAAUAAUAUUACUCAUAUUCUUUCUGUUCACGACAGUGCGAGGCCUGUGUUAGAGGACAUGAAAUACCUUUGUAUACCAGCUGUUGAUUCACCAUCUCAGAACCUGAUAAGCCAUUUCAAAGAAUGCAUCCAGUUCAUUCAUGAAUGUCGGCUAAAGCGUGAGGGCUGUCUUAUUCACUGUCUCGCAGGUGUGUCCAGGAGUGUGACUGUAACUGUAGCAUAUGUCAUGACGAUCACUGAUUUUGGAUGGGAAGAUUCAUUGUCGGCAAUAAAAGUGGCAAGAUCAUGUGCCAACCCAAACUUUGGUUUCCAGAAGCAGCUUCAGGAAUUUGAAACUGGUGAUGUAUUAAAACUCAGGCAGUGGCUAAAAGAAAUGUAUGGAGAAAGCUCAAGUGAAGACAAAGAAGAAAUAUUAAAUCUUUUGAUAAAAUUCAGAGAACAGCAAGCAGCCGAAGAGCUAAAUAGACCACAUUGUGAUGCUUCUUAUUCUUCGACCAGUACUUUAUCAUCUGCAUCACACAGUUACACAGCAAGAACACCACUCUGAAAGUUGCCAGUCUGUUGUUUGCAGCUUACUGUUUUAAAGUCAAACCUUGUUUACUCUUAAUUGUUUGACAUUGUGCAAAAUUCCUGCCCACCAUGCAGUUGGUAGCAGCAGGUUAUUCGAUGUAUAUAAUUUUAAUCAGAGGUGCACAGAUACUUCUUGUCUAUGUUGAUUACAUAUGGGAUGACAAACAGUCCACCUGGUUGUACAGUCAAAGAAUUGUAUUUUAUUCUAAAUAUUUGUGGCACAAUAUUCAGUGGUGGUACAAAGACCUGCAGUAAAAUAAUCCCCUCGACUGCUAUGUAGUAUUUUGUCCCUGGAAUGCAUUAACAUGUGCUAUAUAAAGCUAAUGUGGAGGGUGGAGAGUACUGUUAGGGUCAGUAGCUGCAAACCUACUAAAAGGGAGAGAAAUGCACAGUGCUUCAGGGUUGGUUGUGGUGCAUUUAUCACACUGUAAAGAUUAUGGACACCACCAUUCCUUCCAUUUGACACAAAGUUUUGUCUGACAUCUCAAGAUGCAGUAGCCCAUCUGCAUGUACUACAUGUGGUUUCUUUUUCACCAAAGCAGCCCUUCAGUCCAACUGCUACAGACCCAUCUCCUCUUCUACAGCAUCAUGUUUCUAAGAACUGUUUGCAGAUACUUAACAAUAGUCUUCCUCUGUUAUUAUGUCCCAGUGUAAAAUGUUACCUCAUAGCUUGGGACUGCCACCUACCUAGUGACCUCAUGAUCAUGUACCGUACAUUCCCACUUCUGUACAGUUAGAGGGUGAGGUUUGUGUGAACUUUUUUAAGUGUCAAACAGCACCUCAUUUUAUCUUAUCCUAAACUUGGAAGUCCUGGUCUUGUUACUUAACGUGCCUUAUUUGUAUUGCAGAUGGCAUUUAUUUACCAUCUAAAACAUGCAUUUUAAAAAUUCAUUCUGUAUAUUUUAUUGGUUUUGUGGGCUUUCACAUUGACUUUGUUAUGUUUAUUCAUAUGGGGUUCUCAGCUUCUUAUUUAUAAUAGGUUUAAUGUCAGUCAAUAUAGGACCACUGCAAACUGUUCCUUGAAGUUAUAUGUUGUGAUUAUUUUUCAGAAAUGUAAUGUUUGUAUUUUAUAUCAGAUGAAACAUGCUCUAAUACUUAGCAUAUUCUUUGAAAUAUGUUUUGUCUUUAUGACUUUUAAACUAUUUAACUUACUUUUAUUUAAAACAAUGUGCUAUAUACAGAAAGGCUAUAUUUCAGACAUAUGAUGUGUUCAGUGGUGAAACAGAAUUUUGCUUUUACUAAAGAGGGGAAUUUAGGCUUGAAUAAUUUCCACUCCGUUUGGUACUGAAAUGUAGUGUGCAACAUUUUGUCCUUAACCACAGCUACCUAUUCACAGAUGUCCACCCAAAUAAAACAAAAACUACAGAGACUAUGGGCAUGCAGAUAAACCUUAAACUUAAUUUCUGUACCAUAUUGGAGAGACAAGCUUGUGUCUCAAAGAAUGCCCCUUCUCUGGAAGGGACAAAAAUGCAUCCCUAACUCUGUUCAAAUGUAACUUGGACCAGUGGGUGGGAAUAAAAUGGCACCUAUGUCCCUGAUGGACAGGGGCAGCCUGUGAACAAUUGGACAAGCCUAUAUCAUUGCUUUAAAAUUCCAUAGGGUAUUGGCAAAUGUCAGCAAUAUUUUGUUAAAUUGGGGUAAGCUUGGCAAGGCUUAAAAUGGCUGUUGUGCUGAUAGUCUAGUAACCACUUAUGAACCUGUGACCCUAUUUGCAAUAAUCUGAUGAUUUGUACAGUUGCUGCAGUUUUUGAUGUAAGAAACAAUGCUUGUAAGUAUGUUGCUGUAGGUAACAUAGCUUCUGGCUGUACAAUUGGAAAUCAUACCUCUCAACCUCUUACUACAGGAAAUCUGGACAAAGCCAAAAAGAAUUGAGGAAUAAAGGCCCAAAAUAGGGACACUUUUUAAAUAUCACUCUUACAAACUUAGAAAGUUGAUGAGAUAACAGCUUUUGCAUUAGCAUGCAUUUUCUGAAAGAAGUCUGAAACUCAAAUGUCUGUCAUUAUGCAAUGACUGUAAUCAUCAGUGAUUUUCCAGAGAACCCCAAACUUUAUUGGAACAGACCAAAGUUAUGAGACAAAACUCUGGACACUAGAGAGGUAUGCUGGAGAUGUAAUAGUUAACAGAAGUGGUUACUUAGUAACUACUUUCAUAGUAAUUUUGGAAGAAACCACUAUUUAUUAAUACUGACUGUGCAGACUGCCUGUUGCCAUAUUCAUACCCUACCUCCAGACUUGGUGUAUAGGCCUUUCUUGACCAGUGUACAUUUUAGUUUUGCUUUUCUUUCUGAGUUUGUAUGGCAGAAGGUAAAGUGUUUUUUUGUGUGUUGAAACAAUUUCAAUAAGAAAGAAACAGUACAGUACUGAUUUUUUGUUUGUUUUGUAAAACAGGGCUUCAAGCUGUCUUAUGAGUUGCUUUCAAAAAGGACCAGUAAAUAACCUUGAAAUGCACUUUAAUUGUUAGCUUUAAACCAGUGUGCACAAAUACACCAUUGUUCGUAUUUUAUAAGUUUGAAUCUGUCCAUUUUCUUGGCAUUUCUUUAUCCUAGGAAAUACCAGGCAUGUACAUAGCUAUCUGUGCUUGCUAAAUGGAAACUGAUGGCUAAAGUGGUUGUACAAAAUAGGAGUUGUCACUUAAGCAUUCAGAAACUGUAGUUAAGCAUUAUGUUGUGAUACUCUUAAAUUGUGUUCGUUCAAAAUGUUUUUUAGGCAUAUAAUAUAGUCAGAUAUGUGUCUAAAUGAUUGUGCAGCAUAUGCUACACUGCAUUGAAAUGUCUGCAUUUCUGGAAGCAGCAUCACUUGUUUCUUAUUUUGCUGUGCGUGUUUGAUAAAACAAUGCAUAUGUUACACUAAGGACAUAUAAUGAAUUUUAUUGACUUGUCAAAACCUAUCCAAAAAUGGAUUCUUACUGCAUGUGGUUUCUGUCAGUCUACAGCAUGCACACUUAAGGAGCCAGAAUGUGUGUUUCUGGUGGCUGUUGACAGGAAUUGAAAGGAUCAGAAUGUAUCAAAUUAGUUUUUUCUAACAGUUGUACAACACAGUUUUUAGUCUAUUCAUCAGUAUAUCUGGGAAUACAACAUCAUUUUGCAUACUUACCUGCAUUUUUUCUACUUGCCCAAGUGCAAUGCAUAACAUUGGAAAUAAAGUGAAAUUAAAACACACAGUGCACUGUAAUUUUGUCUAGUUGUCUCCUGUAAUGGGUGAAGACUAGUUGUCUGCUAUAAUAGGUGAAGUUGCCUGCAUUUAUAAAUAUGUCUUGUAUUAUUUAGGAAUGAACAAGAAAUGUACAAACUAACAUUAAAUUAAUGUGAAAAAAACCUAAAUGUUGAAA
Messenger RNA from Protopterus annectens (West African lungfish), 4234 nucleotides. RefSeq names its product dual specificity phosphatase 22 (gene DUSP22). The transcript is spliced from 7 exons. Gene Ontology annotation, cellular component: cytosol. NCBI's taxonomy places the organism in Eukaryota, Metazoa, Chordata, Ceratodontiformes, Protopteridae. Bases 255 to 884 code for a protein of 209 amino acids. Gene Ontology annotation, biological process: regulation of cell population proliferation; protein dephosphorylation; transforming growth factor beta receptor signaling pathway. The record is from RefSeq and is a predicted model, not a curated record. Gene Ontology annotation, molecular function: protein tyrosine/serine/threonine phosphatase activity.